AUGUCAGAACCUGAGGAAAGUCUGGUAGCGCCAGAUAGUACCACAAGGGAACAGCGGGUUGGCAUCUCUCAUGGAGAUGAUGUUCUUCAACACAGAGAGGGCAAAUAUUACCUUGGUACAGUUGUCGAGGUGGACUUGGCUAGGGAAAGAUGUCUUGUCAAAUUUCUGGACAACACAUCUUCCUGGUCGUUGUUCAGAGAGCUGACAAAAUUGGCUAUGCCAGACUCGGAUGUUAUGUGUGUUCUUUGUAAACAAUCUCAGCCUAAGACUGACAAUGACAUUAUUGUUUGUGACAAAUGUGGUCGUGGCUAUCAUCAAUUGUGUCAUCAGCCUGAAAUAUCAAAACCAGAAUCAGGUAGAGAUAUUCAUUGGAUAUGUAGAAGGUGUACAGACAGUCAGCCACGUUUGCGUGAAUCUUGCGAGCCAAAACAUUCUAUGGUUAAAGCAAGCAUCAGAAAAGUUUGCAGCGGUAGGGACCAACCUCAACCACUACCAGACGACAUGACAAAAUUGCCAUAUGAUCCUGAUAUGUUAAAUUGGGAUAAUCAUCACAGAGUGAACGUUGAACAAAUUUAUUGUUACUGUGGACUUAAUGGCGAAUGGUAUGCACAGAUGUUACAAUGUGGCCGUUGUAGACAAUGGUUUCAUGAAAAAUGCAUCAGGUGCUUAACUCAUCCUUUGUACAGUGGUGAUAGAUUUUAUGUAUUCGUGUGUUCAAUGUGCAAUCAUGGAAAAGAAUUUAUUCGGCGUUUAGAAAUGAAAUGGGUAGAUCUGGUGCACCUGAUGUUGUACAAUCUGACUGUUUAUAACGCUAAAAAGUAUUACGAUUUGGAUACUGUUAUUAUACCUUACGCAAAUGAUAACUGGACGGCCUUACAGCUUCCAACACAGAUAAAAAAUGUCAGUAUCGAUGUACGUAGGCAAUCAAUAUUGACAGCAUUGACAACUAAUAGAAACAGGUUUAAAUGUGGUAAAGAAAUAAAAAAGCGCACUACAAUAUGGGGCCUCCGUGUCAGACUGCCACCACCUUGUGCAUUUGUCAAUUUACCAAUAUCUGGCCAGAUAGAUGAUUCUGUAUUACGUAGAUGUUGGAUUCAUUAUAAUAAUACUAAAAAAAGACUGCAAUACCUUCCUCCAUCAACAGAUCCGGUGAUUUUACCAGAAAGUACAAGACAGUUGAUUGCGUUGAAGCAAAAGGUAACAGAGGAUGUAGAAAUACCCGUGAGUCCUACACUUAUAGUAAUGCGAGGUACAAUUUAUCAAAAUUCCGAAGCAGAGCAAAGUUCAUGUCCAAGUCCACCUCCAUUAACAGAAUCCAGUCAAUCAAUAGAAUCUUUAAGAAACAGAUAUUGCAACAUAGGCGGCGGUUUUGUAAAAAAGUCAUUCCCAUUUCCUAAGUUGAGUGUACAAAAAAGACUUCGUCGUCUAUUAGCAUUAAGCAAUUCACGAAGAAUAUUACGUAAACAGAAGAAAAGAGAGAAAGCAAGUGAAGAUAGUAGUAAGGAAACAUCGCUGGAAGACAGAGAAGCAAGAUAUAGAAAAGCAAGAAUAUUAUUAAAGAACGCCAUUGCCAAAAGCAAACCACAGAGCUCAGAAGCAUCCGAUUUACCUCCAACACCUCCAACUUCUGUUUCUGGACCGCCAACACCACCAGCUACAACAUCAGGUAUAUCCGAGCUAUCUGUACCUAGUUCUGUGGAUCUAAUGCAUCCUCUGCCACCUUCGACGCCUGCAGACACAAGUGGAGACGAGACCAGUUCAAGAGGAACUCUUGAUUCUUUUAUUCCACUACCCAAAGAUUUUGAAGGAAAGAAUAAUCCAUUCAGUGAUUUAGUGGGCACACCUUGUAACAUUAAUCAAGCAAACUCGAGUACACCGUUACCUUACAAUCAGUGUCCCAUCACUUUGCCUCUGCCACUGACGCCUGUGAUCUCGCAACCGCCAGUGAUACGUCCAACCAAGAGACAGUUAUCGGAAAAGGACAUUAUCAUUGAUAGAAACGGGCAAGUAAAACGUAAAAGGCAACAUCGACGAGGACGACCACCUAUACAACAACAAGUCCAGCAACAAUAUCAGCAUACUGCUAGCAAGACGGCAACUAUUAUACCGGCUCGUAACAAUGAAAUUAAAAGUGAAUUUGCCAGGAAUUUAAGAAGUUCAUUUAAUGGUGCCUCGGGCAGUGCAAGUAGUCAAAUUGGGAACUGUGUGGAUUAUGCCUUAAAUGGUAGGCGAUUGAGACAGCGGCAAAGUAAUGAUAAAUUACCUCCCCCUGAUUCGCAACCACAAAGAAAGAGCAGUAUAUCUUCAUCUCCAAAGUGUUCGCCUGUGAAGCAAAGUGCGCCUGACAUAUCUCUUGACGAUCUGAAAUCAUCGGUGAAUAUUUACUUCGGUGCAGCUAAUAGAAUAGCUGCUGGUGAAAAGUUUGUCAUCAAAGCGAAGAGGAUAGGGCCAAACGGUCAGACACAAUACCUCAUCGAAUGGGAGGGACUCAAUACUUAACGGUAAAUAAUCCGCUUACUACGAAAUAUAUU
Molecule: messenger RNA, 2531 nt
Organism: Cyphomyrmex costatus
Lineage: Eukaryota; Metazoa; Arthropoda; Insecta; Hymenoptera; Formicidae
Gene: Pcl
Product: polycomb protein Pcl
Exons: 9
Coding region: 1-2499 (832 amino acids)
Biological process (GO): negative regulation of gene expression, epigenetic
Cellular component (GO): nucleus
Molecular function (GO): DNA binding; chromatin binding
Source: RefSeq, a predicted model, not a curated record